Molecule: messenger RNA, 8056 nt
Organism: Leptidea sinapis
Lineage: Eukaryota; Metazoa; Arthropoda; Insecta; Lepidoptera; Pieridae
Product: zinc finger protein 569-like
Exons: 7
Coding region: 277-2433 (718 amino acids)
Biological process (GO): regulation of transcription by RNA polymerase II
Cellular component (GO): nucleus
Molecular function (GO): RNA polymerase II transcription regulatory region sequence-specific DNA binding; DNA-binding transcription factor activity, RNA polymerase II-specific
Source: RefSeq, a predicted model, not a curated record
UUCGGCAACCGCCCGGCCAUCUUAAAAUCUGUAAAUGUAAAUUCCAAAUUGUAAUGCACCCGGCGUAUCUACAUAUUAUUUUCUUUUUCAUUUAAAAUAAAAUGUAACUUUGAAUUUAAUGCCGUGGUAAAUUUGAGGACCUUCUUAGAUUUCAUCUAAUAGGCCCAUCCAACCAUGUAGGCACAAUACAGAAAAACAAUUAAAUAGAUGAUCCAGUCAGCAGCCAUCAAACAAUGACAAGAAACAGAAAUUAAAUGGAUCACACCUAAAUUAAAUAUGGCAUCUACAAACACAAAUCCAUCCAAAACUAAGACAACAAUUGACAUUGUCGGUGGAAUAUAUUGCAAGAUAUGUAGCAAGACAUAUGGAAAUAAAAAAGAUUAUGAUUCCCAUUACCAGGAACACAGUAAAGAUAUUGAGUAUACUUGUGUUGUCUGUCACAAGGAUAUAUCUGGAUAUGCUAGCUUCCGCGGACAUUGCUAUACUAGCCAUGUUAUUAAAAACAGAUUCAAGUGUGAACAAUGUUCCAAAACAUUCUCCAAAAUGUCUGCACUGAAGGAUCACAUAAACUUAAUACAUCAAAAUCAAUGCACAACUUGCAAUAAAAAAUUCUCAACCAAAAAAGAGCUACAUUUACAUAAAAUAAUCCACCGUAGCAACGAUGGACCCCCAUUCCAGUGUCAAGAAUGCAAAAUUAACUUGGACUCCUUAGAUGCCUGCAAAACGCAUGUAGAUGUACAUUUAACAUUUACCUAUUCAUGCCCAAUUUGUGAAGAGAUUAUACCCCAAAAGGAAUUUGCUACGGAUCAUCUAAAACAACACUUUGGCAAUGUAACUUCGGAACAAGUAAUAUACGAAACAAUAAAUUCGGCGAAUACUGCUCUGGAAAAGCUUGGUGGGAUUUCUUGUUACUUUUGCACCAUGAUAUUGCCCACUAGAUCUGAAUUUGAUGCACAUUUUCUAUAUGAACAUGGUGAUGAAGACAUAUUGUAUACAUGUGUGGUGUGUGGGAAACCGUUUGAUAAAUAUUCAAGUUUCAGUGAGCAUGUCUACAACCACUUUACAAAAGGAAGAUUUGCUUGUGAUCUGUGUCCAAAAUCGUUCCCACGUCUGUCUCUGCUCGUGACUCACAUUUCAGUAUGUGCAAACUCCGAGGAUGGCAAUAAUGAACCGUUUGUCUGUAUCCACUGCAAUAAAUGCUAUGCCACUGAGCAGAGAUUGGAUUAUCACUUGCAGAACGCUCACAAACAGCAAAACCUCAAGUGUCCGGAGCCAGGCUGUGAUAAAAUAUUUGAUAAAUGCCACAAGUUCAUUCUCCAUCAACGCCACCACAACACAAACAUGCAGAACUGGUGUCGUCAAUGUGGAAUGCUGUUUACUUCUCUCGUUUCCUGUGUGAAACAUUUAGAUAUACACAAGAAGAAACAUUUUAUCUGUCCGGUUUGCAACAGACAUUUUGCAGAGAAGUACAUGAUCACACCACAUCUUCCACAACAUUUUGAAACUACACUCCACAUUUGCAAUAUUUGUGGCAAAGUCUACAAUGCUAAGUUCCGUUUGAUUCAACAUAUGAAAACCCAUGCCGAGAAGAAAGGCUAUAAAUGCAAUUACUGCCCCAUUAGUUUCACAAAUUCAGCAAAUCUAGAGCAGCAUAUGCACAUACAUACGGGUGUUAAGCAAUACCAUUGUGAUAUUUGUGUCAAGUCAUUCACAUCAUAUCCAAAUUUUUAUAAACACAUGAAUAAAAUCCACAAAAUUUUAUUGAAAAAAACUACAGCUGCAAAGAAUAUGCCCAUUGGCGAAAAUACCAAUGAGAACUUAAAUGAAAAUAACAAUCUUAUACAAGAUUUGAAUGUUUGUAUACAAAGUAAUCAUAUUGACAGUCAGAAUCAUGAUUUGAAUUUAAAUCAGAGCAGAGUUGAUAACAACAAUGAGUUAGACUUGGGUCCUGUUAAUUUUGAUGCAGAGAAUGGUGAAAAUUUGUCAGCCCAUAUUUUGUAUGAACCAGAUCCGGACUGUUUGGAUGAUACACAUAUUAAUGCUAAAGAGUCAUUGUUUGACACCGUUAUGGAUGAUCAAUACAAAUCGAUAGAAACUAACAGUACCCAAAUAGAUUACAUCUCGACAACUGCUGUAGAACCAAUAGAGAUCAGUUCAAAAAUCCCUCCAGAAUAUGGACCAGAGUUCUCAAGCAAUAUUGACGGAACGAGCAUUAUAUGUCUAGAUGAUCAUGUCUUACCACACAUUGACCCGUUGCUGCCUCAUUUGGAUCCUCUAAUGGUAAAAAAUGGUAUAGAUAUGAAUGAUCCAUUUAAUAUUACAGACGAGAAAUGGGAGCCACCCAUUAUAACAAUGUUCUAUCCAGAUUACCAUGGUUAUGAAAUGUCUGAAACUAAUAAUAUAGCGUCUAUGAUUAACGCUGACAUAUUUUAAAUGUUACAUAGUUGAUAUAUCAAUGUUAUGGUUGAAAUGGUCUUUCACACUUUAAUUGAUUGCAAUUUUUACUGUAUGUAAUAGUGUUUUAUUAUAAUCAGGUAUAUUUAAUGUUUGGACAUGUUUUUAUGUGUAAGUAAUUUGACUGAAUAAUGUGAGGGUAGAUGAAAAAAAUGCUUUUUGCUUUAUAAUUGGCAAAGGACAAUUUAAUUACAUAUUAUCAGAAACUACAUUUUAUAAGGCAUUGUGUCUCAAAGUGUACAAAAUGAAGGUAUUUCUGUAACAUAUUCUUCUUCAUAUCUGUGCCCAGAAAAUUUGUUGUAAAUAAAAAUUAUAAAACAAUUAGUGUUUUACAAUCUACUUUCAUGUUAUUAACCUUAAUAUAUUUUUACAAUAUUAGUGUUGUGAACCGUCUGCACUAGCAAUUUAUAUAAUAUAUCUAUACAUGUUGUCUAUUUUAUGUGUAACAAUAUUAAAGACCAUUUCAACUAUCUGUAAUGCUACCUCACUAAUAAUUACCUCACUAACCCGUAGGAUAUAAUUAUUAUGAUACUUUAACAUAUAUCCCACCAGAUUAGACAUAAUAUGCUACCUCAUUUAGUUGUAACGAUUUCACUUGCUCUUCUGUCAAACACUGUCGGUUUGAUUUGUGUGAUUAAGUCGAGUGAAUGCUUUUGUUUUGAGUUUGUUUUUUUAUUUCUUAUGCUUUGCAAGUAGAUGUGACCUAUAAAAAUCAUACUGAAGGACUAUUAUGUAUCUAUUCUAAUUAAUUAUAUAAAACUUUAUAUUUGAUAAUAUUGUAAAACGAAAGUCGAGUCUAAUGUUUAUUACAUUUCAGCGUAAGAGUGCAUUGCAUACCCAUCUAACCUUUCAAGUAUUUAAAAGUAACCUUUCAAAUAUUUAUUAGUCAAUUUCUUUGAACAAUGACAUUCAUAAUAGACCUACAGAUAUGGUUGGUGUUGUUCUUUGUCCGUUCAGCAAAAUUCUAAAAGCAUAAUUUCCAGGUCUAGGCUUAGUUUGCAACCAGCUUUUUCUGUAUAUUCAGCGUAAAAGCGGCACUUUUUCUGCAUUUAAAUUUGCUUGAUUCGCGCCACCGUACAUAAUAUGUAAUAGUAACUUCAUUUUGAAGACUUCAUUUUAUGGUGGCUCGGAUAAAAAUUUCGAUUCCUUUUUUUUAAUUAUUUUAAGAGUUGCGAGGCCAAGCCUCGCAAUUUUAGUGUAAGUGAAUCGAUAGUGCUGUGAUAUUUUUAUGUAUAUUAGUUGGUAAGUGUAAGUUGAGUACAAAUAAUGUUAAUAAGCAUAUAUUGUGUCAUCGAAGGUCCGUCUCGGUUUGAUAAUGGUGAUUAUAAUAAAUUGUGUAGUAUGAAAUGAUAAUAAUAAUAUUAUAUAUAUUAUAAAUAUAAUCAUCUGAUAAUUUGGGAACUAUAAGUAGUAAUGUUUUAUUUAAUAAAUAAUAAAAAACCAAUAAAGUAGUACCUAUAUACCAUAUAUACCAUAAAGUUGUUGAUGUUCCUUAAUUAAAGAUAUCACACAUGAGGUUAUACUAUUAUUGUUUUGUUUUUUUUUCAUUUAAUAUGUUCAUAUAGUUUUACAGGUUGACCAAUAUUUUUCUAUUAUCUUUAUUAAAUCGAGACGAGGCUAAAUUCACGUGGAUUCACGUAUCAACAGAAGUAGAGCAGAGGAAUGCGACGGUAGAAGACCUACUAACUUCCUGUUGCUAGAAAAAAAAUUGUUUACGUAUUAUUACGUAUCAGCCUAUAUUUACGUGCGGCGAUUCAAAGUGAAUGCGAGGCACACGGCCGUUGUAGAGAUACAAAGAUUUAUAAUAUUCGACAUAUAAGAUGCGUGGCAUAUUGAGAAGAUAACAAUGAAUUAAUAUUUAAGCGAAUUUAACUCCGAAAUAUAUUUUCGAGAGAGUAUAAAUUAUUUACAAACGAGAACACGGAGUCUUAGAGGUAAUCGUAUCCAAAGACUGUAUCGUAUCUUGUAAGUUGGUAAGACCGGAUUGUUAAACAGGAGUACCGUACGAUUCAGCUUGAAACAGACUAUGGCUUCGACGCGGACGCCUUUGAACUCCGAAUUGGACAGUUAAAUAUGGGGUGGUUCAAUUAUUACGUAAGUAAACUUACAAUCUAUUCGUGGGCCUAUAAAAGCAAAAUUAUUGAACUUUUACUUUAUUGAACUUUUAGUAAGUAUGCUUAUAUAAUAUUUGAAUUUGCACCCUGGAACGAUGAAAACACAGUUUUGACAAGAUUAAUUGACAACAUGAGCCACGAGCUGUGCCUCUAAAAGUGAUGAAAUUUAAAGAAAUUUUCGAAAUUGAAAUUGAUAUUUUAUAGUGCGCUUGAAUAAAAAAAAAACUGUAUUCAAUAUUGUACGUGUUUCAUAUGUGGACGUGAGAAGGUAGCUUCAAAAACCAAAACAAAAUGCAUAGAGCAUUAUGAUUCUCGUGUUAAUUACUAAACUUAAUUUAGUUUGGUUGUUUAAUUAAAUUGAGGCCGACUUACAUUUUGAACAUGUAUCUAUAGUAACGCGCAGUUUAAAUCUAUGCAAGCUAAGCAGUAAUAAUGAAUACACUGUGGCGAUACAGGUAUAUUAUUAAUAUGUAGUUGAUAACUCAUUUCUUACUCCCUAAAUUCCUACCACAGUCUUGCAACCAGUGGUAUUAUAUAGGUUGAUGUAUUGGGAAUUACUACUUACUUACUACAAUUGGAAAAACUAUUUUCUGCUGGUAAUAUAUCGCCACAGAGUAUUUCCCCCCUUGCUAUAGUACCAACAUCUUGACAUCUAAAUACAUAGUUUAUAAUUGGUGGUGUUAGACAUAAUGUAAUCGUCAUAAUUCAAUGUAAUAGUACUUAUUCAGAAAACUAUCUAUAUUCAUAAUGUUUGUAUUUGUGUCUAUGUACUUUGUCGCAAAGGCAACAAGUUAAGUGUUUUUUUUUUCUACUUAGAUAUUUGACUACGCUUGCCGAACUUAAAUCUUAACGUGAUAGAAAGAAUGAGAAAAUCGGUAAAUUUAUUUAAUUUAUAAAAUUAUAACAACUACAGUUCUUUUCUAGUCGUUGAUGUAUCCACAUCGCUGUAUAAGAAUAUUUUCUUUAGGUCUAACCUAUAAACGUCGAAUACCGAAAUUAGGUUUCUAUUGAAGCACAAAAUAGAAAUUUCAAGAAACAAAUUCAACAUAACAUCCAAAUAUCUCCUUUUUUGGACAAUCUUACCUGAACUUUAGCCGUUUAUAAAGUACUCAUAAAUUGUAAAACUGUAAUUGUAUUUAGAAACCUCACGCAUAUAAUGGAGGUUUUAUAUGAUAAACAUUUAUUUCACAAAUUUGUAAGGAUUGCUCAAAAACACGUAGGUAUUUCCUAGAACCGUUUUUAUUGAAUUACCACUCGAUAUUUUUCGUUCAUCGUUAUCGCUUUCUCUUUCUUGUCGUCAACAGGUGAUAUGCGUUGGAUGAAACAAUACGCUUCUCGGCCAUGUUCGAACACAGAACCGGAAAGGGCUCUCUUACGCGGAUUGCUCUGUAGGAAAGUAAGGUUUCGGCAAGCGUUCUUCAAAUGAGCACUCUGUUUAUAUCCAGAAAGGUCAUCUGGUGUACUGUAUAGGUAAUAUUUUUGAUAUAAUAUUGUGAUUAUUAUUUAUACUACAGCGGUUGUUAUUAUGAUUAUUUUAUUGUAAUUAAACGUAAUUGCGUGGUGACAGGCCUAAAUGUUUACAGAUACGAUAAGUUUUGCAUUUGUUACGUUUCAUAAAAUAGUCUAGAAUGUUAUAACUAUUUGUGUGAUAGAACGAUGGAUAUAUUUGUAACCUUUGCGACCGUAAAUGUCCUUAGUUUUAGGUAUUUUCUAAUUAGGUUAGAGUCGAGCACAGGGUAUUGUGGUUAUAUAUAAGGAAAAGCGUUUGUAAUAUCUUGACAUGCGACAGUUUCCGGAUCAGCUCGCUCGAUACUGCCCCAAUACCCUCUUUAAAUAGUAAGUGUCCAUCUAAAUCUGUCUAAAUUAAGGUUUUUGACCGGGUUGGUGAAGCUUCAUCUUUAACACUAUACUAAAUAUAGUAUAAUGAUAUACUCCGCCUGGUAUUCUCUAAGACUACGUCAUGAUAUUUGUCAUACUGACAGCUCGUCAAUUCAUCGCUAUUGUCGUGUCUCUCACAUCUAUAAUAGCGUUGUUUCACUCGAAAAUAGUUUUGAGGACAAUCAUCGCAACUGAUAUAAUAUUCUUAUUAUUAAAACGCUGUCUAAUCUAUUCAUUAUGAUAUCAUAAAUGAUGUGCAUGCAGUCCACAGAGAGUAUCAUACUUACUGUACAUAGUACUUAUUUGUAGAUGCUGUUGCCUAUCCUAUGAAGGUCAGCUCUCGAAGGGCUUUUUGUAACCAAGAGAAGCGUCGCUUAACCCGGUCUGAUUAAUUCGAUAAGUGAAUAUCUGUUUCAAAUUCAAAUUAAGUAUGUACUAAGGGCUUCUAAAUUAUCGCAUAAUAAACACUCACUCUUUUGGCAUAAUAGAAAAUAAUACAUAUUUUUUUAAUAAUAGCAGAUGUUUAGUAUAAUAAUAUAGUUUUUGUCCAUUUAGGCAAUUAAAAUCUUUUUUUUUAUCUACCCUCAGAUCAAUAUUACAAACAGCCGUGUCCAGUUAUAACUGAUACUACCAAUUGGGCAACAAAAAUCUUUUUUCUAAUCUACCCUCAGAUCAAUAUUACAAACAGCCAUGUCCAGUUAUAACUGAUACGGCUAAUUGGGCAACCAAAAUCUUUUUUUUUAAUCUACCCUCUGAUCAAUAUUCCAAACAGCCAUGUCCAGUAAUAACUGAUAUGGCUACCAAAAUCUUUUUUUUAAUCUACCCUCAGAUCAAUAUUCCAAACAGCCAUGUCCAGUAAUAACUGAUAUGGCUACCAAAAUCUUUUUUUUAAUCUACCCUCAUUUCAAUAUUCCAAACAGCCAUGUCCAGUAAUAACUGAUACGGUUGGUUCCAUUCUGGUACUUAUUAUUAUUAAAUGUUGCUACUGUUUUUAUUGCUUGAAUUUGAUUAGUGUGCCUACCUUCAUAUUUAAAUUACGGAUUUUUACUUCGUAUAUAUUGUGUUAUUUUAAAAAUAAGUUAUCCAUGGCUCAUCUUUAUUUAUGAGUUGGAAUAUUGUAUUCUGGCAGCUUGUAUUGAAUAGAUUUUUAAUAAAUGUAUUACCAUUCAUUAUUCGCGAACGUAACAUAAGCUUCCAAGCUAUUUUGGCUACAAUUUUUUUAGUAAUUAUAAUGGAAAAAUAAGCACAAUGGUAAAAGUUAUGCACUCCAGCAAUAUGAGAGAACUGGUGUUGCAAAUUAAAUGUUUUUUUUUAAUUAUUAAUUGGCCAGUGUACCUAACUUAUAAUCGUAGUACAUAAAUAAGUAGUACGCCCAUGUUCACUAAGUCUCGUAACUAGCUUGUCUGAAGUACGAGCUAUGUUAUGCUGUACCGAAUACUUAUCUACCUCCGCAAGCCUCCAUUACGAUAUAAAUAUAGUUGUUUUGUUAUAUAUAGACAGCGUAAUUAUUAGAAGAAGCGUGGCGUAAGACGUGUUUAAUAAAAAAAUUGUAUGCGCUAGUUCGAAUCUUAUUGUAUUGAAUUUCAAAUUAAUAAACUAUCUGGCAGAAA